Messenger RNA from Dromaius novaehollandiae (emu), 5884 nucleotides. RefSeq names its product RPA1 related single stranded DNA binding protein, X-linked (gene RADX). The transcript is spliced from 15 exons. The record is from RefSeq and is a predicted model, not a curated record. Gene Ontology annotation, cellular component: replication fork. NCBI's taxonomy places the organism in Eukaryota, Metazoa, Chordata, Aves, Casuariiformes, Dromaiidae. Gene Ontology annotation, molecular function: single-stranded DNA binding. The coding region runs from base 140 to 2800 and encodes 886 amino acids. Gene Ontology annotation, biological process: regulation of DNA repair.
CAUGGCGGCGCCCCGGCUCGGCCCGUGACAGGAGGAGGCCGCGGCCGCCGACUCCCGCCGCCCUCCCCCUCCCCAGCGGCGGCCCGGGCCCCGGCUUUCGCUCCCGGCGGCACGGGGGGAGGGCCGCGAGGAAGCUGUCAUGCAGGACCCUACCCCGGAGCGCGACAGGAGCGCCCGCCCCGCGGAGGAGAGGCAGGGGGUCGCGGCGGGGCCGGCGGCCGCCGCGAGCGGGGCCUCCUGGCUCCAGAGGGUCUUUGAGGAGGUGCGGGGCUCCUCCCAGCUGAGCGUGGCUCCCGCGGAGCCGCCCCCCGUCACCGUGGUGGCGGUGGAGCGCUAUCUGGCCGCGGCGCCGCCGCCGCCCGCCGCCGCCCCCCAGUACUGGUACGACGUGACCAUCGCGGACGGCGCGUGCCAGCAGCGCUGCUACCUGGCGCCGCACCUCAACGGCCUGGUGCAGCGCGCGCACCUGCGCGCCGGCGCGCGCCUGCGCCUCACGCGCUGCGCCUACCUCUACGACGAGAAGCGCCUCAACUACGGGUUCCUCUGCCUGGAGGGGCUGGAGCGGGCCGGGGGCGCCGCGCCCGCCGCCGCCCCCGGGGCCCGCCGCCGCCCGCCGCCGCUGCGGGGCGAGAAGAAGCACUACCUCCCCCUCUGGAACAACGAGGACCCCUACGGAGACAUAUGGGUGGCGGAGAAGCCCCCGGCGCCGGUGGACGUCGACGUCUCCAAGCUGACUUCUCUUGGUCAGCUGGAAAUGACCUGGAGAAGCAGAGUUCACUUCCAGCCACUGCUCGUGAGAGUCCUGCACAAAUCUAGACUAAGGUACUACGGGAAACCAGACAAAAAACUGGAUAUGCCCUAUCAGGCGUACUUUGAAGUUGCUGAUGGUUCAGGCAUGAUGUCAAUGGUGUUAUGGAAUUCAUUAUGUCCUGAAUGGUAUAACAGUAUGAAGGUUGGCACAGUACUUCUUCUUGAGCAGUAUGCUAUCAAAACCAGUUAUCCAUUUAAAACACAGCCAACCCCAGGGGAUUCACAGAUGAAGAGAUUUGCUACGAUUGAAAUCAGCUUGAAUGUUCGAGACCCACCUACUAAAAUAAGUAUUAUUCCAGAAGAAAUGGUGAAGCCGGAAUGGGGAUUACCUGAAGUUAAAUACCGAUUUAUCACAAGGUCAGAACUGGAUGACUUGCCAAACAAUCAUUCCUGUGAUGUUAUUGGUCUUGUGACAUUUGUAGGAAGGGCUGAAAGAGCAAGAAAGAGAGAGCAUGGCGAAGACUUCUGGCUCUAUCGCUGGGCACAUGCCAUUGAUGGGACCUCAGACCAACCAUUCAUUCUGGAAUUAUUUGCAACGUCUCAGCCAGAUGUGUUUGAGCAUAUUCACCCAAUGACAUACUUGGUGUGUACACAGAUGAGAGUGGUACGGGACAUCACGGAGAAUCCUUCUAGGACAAUUUACCUUACAACUUCAAAUGAAAGUCAAAUGUUCAUUACAGGGUGGCACAAGGGCCAGCCAUACACCAAGGAUGCCAAAGUGAAAAACUUCAUUCAGUGGACUAAAACACAGAGUGAAGCUGACCAAAUGAAGAAAACUGUCAUUGGUGGCUAUUACCCUUUUCCACGACCUCCAAAUAACUUUUUGAGAUACUGUAAAAACAAUAAAGUUGAAUCGAUUUUGAAAGCCAUAGGUGAAAUGGGGAGAGAGAUUGAAGACUUGCACUACAGGGAGCACAAGCGCAUUGCUAUUCAGGGAAUAAUUAGUGCCAUAAGAUACAUCCGUUGUAGUAAUGCAGCUGAAGAUGCCUCAAGAGUGGAACCUGCUCAGAAAGAUACUUCUCAGUCUGUUGAAAGUUCUGCCAUGUCAAAAGAAGAUUGUGUUCGUAAGAGAAAAACCAGAAACCUUCAAAAUAAAGAAGUUAAGUCUCUUCUUGGUGGACAUUGCUCUCCUGGGGAACAACAUCAGCAUCAAGCUCCACUAACAAAGAGUUCAGUCAAGAGAAAGAUAACACACGGAUUACGUACAGAUACAGAACAGGGAAGUGCAUCUGUUAUUCCUGUAUCAUCUUAUACUUAUAUCACACGAUCUGUAAGAAAGAAGUUCAGCUUGAAUGAAUUUCAACAUGAAGAUUUUGUGCAAGAUAAAAACGGACAGGCUGUAUCAGAGAGUUUGCAGUACUGCGCAGACCAAGAAGGAAUGAGUGAUAUACCUGAAACUGAAGAGACUGGAAGAACUUGUGAUUCGUGGCAGAGUGACCUAUGGGCACAAGUGAAAGACAAGUUAAUGAAAUAUUUGCAUCACAGCACAGUUUUCCCAGAAAGCAUCCCACGUAAAUUUGACUAUGUACACAAAGACUUACUUAUGCAACAGUACAACCUUCAUGCAGCAGUCCACCAGCCAAAAGAAUAUAGAUCAGAUAAAAAUAUCAGUGAAUUUAAAAGUGCUAGUGGCCUUGGGUAUUAUGAAGUGACAGUACUUGGUAUAAACCAUGAUGUAGCAAUAGAUGUUGCAUUCCUCCCACUGUUUUGUCCUGAAGAUACCCACUUAUUUCGAAUAGAGGACAUUCAAAACGAUAAAUUAUUAUCCUGUAUGAGUUGCAUCUCUGCAUGUCAGCAGAAGGCCAGUAGCAAUGGAGGGAUUCAUGACAUGUUUCCACUUUCAAGUGAAAUUGUAAAAGCAGCGAUGGAUCUAGAUGGCAAACAUGUUGUCUGUAUCUUGGACGUCUGUCACUUGGGUGAUGAUAAGGUGGAAGUCUUUCUGAGCAAAAUCUACAAGACAGUGGAACCUGAUGUGCUGGAUCCAGUGUAACUUAACUUAUUUUUCACACUUACAUAUUGUUCAAAAGGAGGGAAAUAAAAUUGCUGUAAUUUGGAAUACACCCUCUACACAUUGCACUUUUCUAGAACUAGCAGAAAAAGAAAAAAAAAAAAGUUAUGAUGUCUUAGAGCAAUUAUAAUGGUUGUCUGUGUAACUGAGAGAGACAAUUGUUGCCCUUAUUUUUUUCAGCCUCAGAACAGGCUAUUAUAACGCUCUUUACACAAUGUCUUGGUCACCUAUGUUCAAGAAGGAUGACUAGGGAAUACAGUGAGCUUAUCUCUUAGUAAAGCAAGGAGUAUGACUGUCAUCUCUCUCUGCCCACACAUGCGUAUCAUGGGAAAUGUAUAUAUCAAGGUGAGCACUGCAAAGAGAGACAAGCUUUCCCAACGUUAAAGGCAAUGUUGGCAGAAGAAUUAACUGGCCAUGAAAUAAAUUUAGGCUAGAAAUUAGAAUCAUUUUGAGGAUUAGAGUUAUGUUCUGCUGUGAUCUUUCAGUGGGAGCACUAGAGACAGACUAGCUGCUUUUUAAGCUUGAUGCUUACUGUGUUUGUGAAAAAGGUUAUAUAUCAUGGUGCCUUUAGAACCAGGGACUGGGCGUAGUGAUCCAAGAAGUCACUUUCAGUUCUUUUUAUCUAAGCAAGGUCAACUGCUAUAUUUUUAUAUGUCUACUUUUGUACAUAUAGUGUUGGGUUGCAAGUAUAGCACCCAAAGGUUUUUAAUGUAUUUUAUUUAUUAAACAAAAGAAACAAUGAAAUAUUAAAAAAAACUUUCUCUUUGUUAGUAGAGCUUGCUGGUGACUUUGCAAGAGAAAUACUGACUUUAAGGAGUGCUUAGCAUGGCAGAAUGCAGAGUUUGUUACACCAUUAUUUUAUUUUUUCUGUUGAUCACCAUGGUACUAUCAUUUUCUUUUUAGUAGUAGCUGUAUUCUGAGUAUAUGAAGGAACUCUGCAGGAGCAAGAAGCUGCUGCUUCAACAAGGGCAAGGGACUGCAUAAAAUACUGUCAACUGACUAUACCAAGUAGCAGCUUCUGGCUCCUGCUGAGUUCAGAAACAGGUCCACUUUUUCCUCGCCUGUGAAACAUUGGCCUUAAAUCAGUUAUACAGCUAGAUCCUUAGGAAGUUGUUUCUAGCAGGAGCUAAAACACAUUGCUAUUUGAUAGCUUACCCAUAUGAAAUGUUGGUCUUGGAUCAGUUCUUCGAGAAGAAACAACUGCAUCUCAGAAGCUUGCCAAUUAAAUUGUACCAUUAUUGACCAAAGCCCAUGGAGUUAAUUUAAGGGAACAGAUUUAUUAUUCUUUUAUGGAAAACUUCCUUGGGCCAUUUUAGCAGCCUGUUAGUAAUUGUCAAGUAACUCAUUCAACUGGGAGGCUCACUGAUGUCUGCUCUGGGGACAGUGGACUUUUUCUUUAGUGCUGCAGCUCUGUACCUAACUUCAGUUAAAGGUAAUUGAAGGAGAGGCUUAACUGUGUUUAUUAUAGUGCAGUUUCAUAGGCAACUUCAGAUAAGAAGUCUUAAUAUUCUAAAGAAAUAGAUAAAAUUAUUCCAUGUUUCUAGUAUAGUUUACAGUUUUAAAAUGUAUUAAUGGAAAAACAUUAAUUUAAGUGUGUACAGAGAGUAAACAUUAAUUAAAUGUGACUAUGUAUUGUAGGCUUAUAUUUUGUAUGGAUGAUAUAGUUUUAGUUCUAGAGCAAUGCUUCUUGACCCAUGGCUUUCAGAAUACGUUGUAACUUUUGAAACCUGAUGAUGGUAUUCAUGGCCACAGAAGGCAAAAAUUAAAACGCACCAACAAGAGAAGAGCAUGGUGUUGCUUGCAGUGUUAUUUGUGUAAUUUGGUUGCUUAUGGGUAUAUGAAGAUUAGGGGUUGUUGCUCUAGAGAGAGAAAGAGAUAUUAGCACCUGCACUUCGUGUUCCAAACUGAGCCAUGCUGACUGUGUCAGCCAGUAUUUUUUAUUUAGAUGUACUUCAAGUCGAAGUCUAAUUUUAAUGAAACCAUUAUUUCCAGAGACAAUUUGUAAUUAUCUUUGUAUAGUAGAAUUGAUGUGGUAGACCCUGUUACAGAGCCACUGUAUUCAGUUGUUGUAGCCACUCAAUUCAUCCCAUGCAAUAGAAAUCUAGCAAAAGUUCGGUUUGCUGAGUUGCACUGAUUACUACUCUUUAAACAUAUAGCAUUAAUCACUUGAUCCUCCAUGUUAGAACAUUCUAACUCUAAAAGAAAAAUUGGAAUGGUGUGAAGUAUGCAUAAUAUGGAUUAAAGACUUUUCAAGUGUAUAAUUUUAUUUUACAGAAGUGUUGUUUGAAAUUUUUCGUGGCAAAAAGUGGAAGGGACGAUACAGUAUUACAGAAUGAAAUGCCUAUGUUAGAAGCCUAGGCUCCUUGUGUAGCUAGAGGAUGUGUAAUACCUGUAUUAGACUUGGAAUUUGGAUACUCUGGGUCAUUCUUUAGAGGCACUUACCCCAUCCACAUAAAUUAUUUGGAAUUUAAUAUUCCGACUUCAGUUUCUGAAGUGUUGUAGUGUUAAUGUAUGGUUCUACCAGUCUGUCUCCUUCCUCACUGCCAAAAUAGUGCUGUAGGACUUGGGGAUAAGUUCCUCUCUGCAAAGAAACUACUUGCUGUUUUAUUUCACUCAGUGUUGUUUGAUGCAAGUAUAAAACCAAAGUAUUUUUAAUCAUGAGACUGUCAAAAUGUGUUAAUUUUCCAUGUGAAACCAACAUAUAAAGUCUUUCCUUGUGCAAAAAUAUACCAUAGGAAUCAUCUUUCUUACUGCUGUGUAUUGCCACCGCUGAGGGUAUAAUAUUACCAGAGAAUAUUGCAGGCAUAUCCCCUAACUGUAAAAUUCAUAUCCAACCAAAGAACUGUACUCUAAAAUCUUAUGUUUCCUUGUUUUCUGUGUUUCUAGCAUUAAUUUCAAGGAAAACCAGAGGAAAGUAAACUGAGUGUAACUGAUGGUACUUUUGAGUGUGUAAAACUUUUUAAUUCAUAGAUCUUAGAGGCAAGAUCAGUUUCAAUUUAAUGUGAUGUAGAAUUAGUGUAUUAUUGAAAACUGGAGGAUAUAAAUAAAUGAAUUUAUAUCUUAAAA